AUGUUGCCGCUAAAGUCGCCAAUACACCACGCACAAACUUCUCACAGCAGUGUUGUUGAGCUUUGUGGCGCUGAUGGCAUGGUUGGACAAGCCAAUUUCACAGGCGAACUACAUGUUCUUCUCCGCAGGACGGCUCGGUGCAUCAUUUUGAAGGCAUUGCGUCGAAGUGUCGAAGAUCGGAUCAUAGGACAAGGACACGGCCCGCCCCCUCUUGUACCGGUACCUGUACCACAGCCUGGAAGUGUAUUGAAGAGUACGCAGAGUGUUCCAAAUGGUGAAAAGGCCUCGACCUUGGGGACUACUGCUCUCCUACUAACAGUGAGGCUAGUCUACUUAGUGCCCGACGAUAGCUCAGCCCAAAUGCCAGGUCAAGCGAGCCAUGCUACACCACGCCAUCUCCAUGUGGUAAAUCCAAGAUUGGUUGGUUCAUCACCAGUCCACAAUUUGUUGCAUCACAUAUACCGGCAGUGCAUUGACUUUGCUCGUCUCAAGGAAACCGGAUUUGAUGGCAGAAAACAUAGGUACUACAAGAAUGGAUGUCACGACCAAUCAGGACCAGGCUUGCAACACAGUACGCCUCACAGACCAGGCUUCUCUGCAAUCUACUUUCUACGCCUUUGUGGUCUCUUGGACAAAGCCUCGUCCACCUCGGAUGCGCCGUCUGAGGAGACUUUAGCACAACACUAUCUUAUCACCAUUACAACAUAA
This is a messenger RNA of Plenodomus lingam JN3, 708 nucleotides long. The record is from RefSeq and is a predicted model, not a curated record. NCBI's taxonomy places the organism in Eukaryota, Fungi, Ascomycota, Dothideomycetes, Pleosporales, Leptosphaeriaceae.